This is a messenger RNA of Amoebophrya sp. A25, 2285 nucleotides long. The record is from the annotation of a GenBank genome assembly. Lineage: Eukaryota; Dinophyceae; Syndiniales; Amoebophryaceae.
AGCAAAAGCUCAAGCCCCUGGCCAUGUAGUGGAUAAAGUGUAAGUGUACUUUAUUAUCUGAUCAUGGACCAGUUUUUAGAUGUUGAAAUUAUUUGUAUUAGAGAAACUCGCUUCACUAUUUGUUUAAAGCAGUAAGACCAUCGUGCACUACCACUCCAGAAGGAGUUUCCAGAAGGAGUGAGGGCGCUGGGGACUCUUGCUACGGCCUCCGUAAUAUUUGGGCGGAGGUAGCUUCUUUUCCCAGGGUGGGCAAUUUCCUUCUUGAUUUGGCGACAUGUCGCGGUAUCAGGCAGCAAAAUUAUUUGUCGGAAAUUUGAAGCCCGAAAUCGACAAGGAGUCGCUAAGACACACUUUCGCAGAAUACGGAGAAGUACUAUACCUUGCCCCAGUACGCACUAUCGUCACCCAGUACGCGGAAUGAUAGAGUAGUUGUAACUACUUACACGAGACUCACUUCUUGUUUCAUAUUUUGUUUGGACUAGAACUACUAAAAAUAGUAUCUUCUGCUGCAUCGUCUUGUUCAAGUUUUCCGACACCUAGGAGGGAUUCGUGUUAGAGCUCCACCUCCGCAAAAAUAUCAAGCUGCAAAAGAAACAGGUCGAAUCGGUAUGGGUCGCAAAAAACCCUCCUGGGUUCGCCUUCAUCGAGUUUAGAUCUUAUGACGAAGCCCGCAAAGCUAUCGAGGAGCUCAAUGGGAAGCAAAAUUCAGGUACUGAAUUAGUACAUGACCCAACGACAACAACAAGAACAACUACAGCUUUAUUUUAUUUCCAUUAACUCGGGGGUAAAUACAAGUAGUAGCUAUUGGACUCUAGGUCUUCUAUUAUGAUCAAUAUGAUGAGGACGAAUCAUAAUGGAAAAAUCUGCGCUCGAUCGAUGCGAUUGUUCCUUGCAUCGAUGGUAAUUUUCCGAAUCCGGUGGAGGUGGUGGUCAACUUCAACUUCAUCUUCAGUCUCAACUUCUAUCGAAAUUCCUCGUCCAGAAUUCACUGAGGAAACGGGUCCUGGAAUGCGUGUGGAAAUAAGUACAGGAGCAGGCAGGCGGGCAGACGCACCACGCGAAGACUCACGAGAACGCGGCUUCCGUCAAUUUGCGCCGAGGAGAAGAUCAGAGUACUGCCCGAUUAGGUCCUCGGCCAUAAUAUUAGUUGUUGUUCCAGGAUGAUGAUGAAAGACAAAGAUAGCUCUGGUUUCGUGCGUAGAUGUAGAUGAAGUAGGGUUAUUCCUCCCAUAUACAUUUAGAUUUACAAUUACAUAUCAAGCGAAAUUUCAUCCUUGACCACGUCUCCUGUAGGUCUAGACGACGGAGUAGACGACGGGAUCGAAGAGACGAUGGUCGCGGUGACGGGAGGCGAGACGAUAAAUUAUGCCGAGUUCAUUGAACUAGUCGUUUCAUUUUUUCAUCUAACGUGAACUUGAUGUUGUUGUGCCAAGAAACAGAUUUGAUAGAGAUUCCUAGGAAAUUUAUCUAAACGUCGAAUUAGUAGAGGUCCACCCUUUGUAGUUACAACAUAAAAGUACUAUCCUUGGAAGUUGAAGUCCGAGUAUCCUUUGAAGUUAGUGUAGUGAGAUCGUAUCCUUCUUGUCUUCAUUAUUCGGGUAUGACGAAUACAGAGGCAGCUCUAGAGGAGGCGGGGGAGGAAGAGGAUACGACUCUAGGCGACCGCGGAGAGUACGCGGGUCAAGGUUCUAGACUUCUUGUUGAGGAGGAAAGUACAUGUAAAUCUAAGUACAAGUAUAUUAACACACUAUCAUCUAGUGCUGCAUGAUCUAGUAUAUGAGUUUUUUAACAUGACUUACACUUAAGUUUUUUGCUUUAGCUUACUAGGUACAACUAUUUUUUUAGGGCCAAUUAGAGAGAGCUUUCAACUACCGCUUUAUUUGGCGCUAUAAUAAGCCGCACGCUCGACUCGACCAAUCCAUCGUCAUCGCCAUAUCAAUGUAUUGUGAGGCUGCGUCAUGAGGAUCAUCAUGUCAUUAGAUCGCAGAAUCAAGAAUGAUAUCUACCCUGUGCUACCUCUAGUUCUAGCACAGUCCUGGUGGUCUUGUUCUUCCCGUUUUGUUCACGAGACCCCAUAGAAGAUCUAAGAUCAUAAAAUGAAUCCGAAUUCUUUCCACAUGAAGAAUGUCCAACAUCAGACACUGAUAAUCUGUGUAUACAGAUGAUACCCAUUUUGCAAAAUCUGCAACAAAUGAUAAUGAUGAAUGCGUAGUUCGGCCUUUUGGAAUAGGGAGGCUCCUUCUUGCUGCUAGAGAUCUUGGAAUCAACAAUGAUAUGAAUGUGAC